Podarcis lilfordi (Lilford's wall lizard) is the source of this 417-nucleotide messenger RNA. The record is from the annotation of a GenBank genome assembly. NCBI's taxonomy places the organism in Eukaryota, Metazoa, Chordata, Lepidosauria, Squamata, Lacertidae.
AUGGCCUUGGCAGACCCCGGAGGCGGCUGUGCCCAACUCGGCUUGGCCUUCCCGGAGAUCAUGGAGCUGAAAGCCGAGUACUUCCAACUCCCGGAGCUGGCCCGGACAUUGGCGCCCGAAACUGGCCGGCAGGACUCGGACAAGGAGGGCCAAAGCGACUCCAAGGAUCUUUUCCCUGGGGCCAACCCCCCGGGAAGCUUGUCUGGCGGACAAAGCACACGGAUACCCGGCUUCAUCACCAUCACCUACGGGGGCUUCUAUACCCUGGGCCGGGACAGCCAGACGGGCGCCAAAUUUCACUAUUUGGCGAGGAUCACAGUCUGCGGCAAGACGGCGCUGGCCAGGAAGGUCUUCAGCAAGGCACUGAAUGAGAGCCGCUGUGACGUGGGGUGGAUGACAAUGUAUCCGUUUUGCUGA